CAAUGAAUCAAAAGCAAAACUCGAUGAUUUAAAAUCAUUAGUACAGGUUGAGAGUCUCUUUCAUGUCAAAUUUACAGUUCGUUCAUUUGUAGCUAUUCUUGAUGAAGCUAAUGCCAUUAUGCGUCAAAUGUCUAAUGAUACAAAUACACGAAAAUCUGAAAAUGCAAUGCGUGAUGUCUUAAAAUCUGCAAGGCAUAUUUUAGCUAUAGAUGCCUUUGCGAAUAAAUCUACAUUAGCAUUCCUUAAGGCAUAUCGUGAUGAAGACAUUCAUAUUGUUGAUAAUGGAUACCAGCCUUGUAUAGAUAAGACGGUUGAAUUUAUUUAUGAUCUGAAUAGUGGAGCAGAAGCCAUGCAAAUAGGAUAUGAUCUUUUAAGUGAGCUUGACUAUAUAGCUUAUACAAAUACAGUGGAGGCAGAAAUAUCAUUUGAGAUUACAGGUCACUUUAAUAUAGUUAUAGCUAUUACAAACAUCACCACUCAAGUUUACGUCAAAGUUCUUGCACAAAUGCUUUAUCGAAUUUGUGAUUAUUCUCACCAUAUUAUUUCUAUAUUUUAUCAGAUACCCAUAGCAAUAAAGGUACAUCCAUCUCUUUCUGCAAGAUAUUUUAUUGAAAAGCUUUGUAGUCUUAUAGCCAGUACAUGCGCUUCUCUCCAACUUAUAAAAAUGGAUAAGAUUAUCAAGUAUACAGAUUUUAACGCAGUUGCUACUUCCCAGAAUCUUAGUCUUGAAGAAGCUGAAGUCCUUAAAUUUGAUCAAGAGUGUUCUAUCGCAGAUACCAUGGGACUUAAACAUUUUUAUAUGCAGAAUUUUUAUUGCAAAGACAUGACUCAGAAGCAUUUCUUACGGUUGUCUUAUUUUCGAAGGCAAGAUCAUGAUGAGAAGAACGCAAUAAAGGGAUUGAAAGCUGAAGAAAAUGUACAAUGGGAAAUUGCUUGCUAUAAAGCUAAAGAGAAUCUGGAAAAAUCAGUAGCAGAGGACUUGUGUAAAUCUUAUUCAGCAAAUCAUUGGGAAGUUAUACAAGAACUUUUUCAAAUACUAGACUUUACUGGCAUUGAUGACAGGUGUAUUCUUUCUGGUGAUACUGCAUUAAAAUCAUUUACAUGGUCUUGUAAAAG
Molecule: messenger RNA, 1116 nt
Organism: Funneliformis geosporum
Lineage: Eukaryota; Fungi; Glomeromycota; Glomeromycetes; Glomerales; Glomeraceae
Source: the annotation of a GenBank genome assembly